AUGGGGGAACAAUGGGAAGGAUGGUACUGCGUCUCCAUCAUGUUCAUCACCUUCGUGGCGCUGCUGAAGAACGUCGCGGGGCCGGACAUCCUCAUGCUCGGCGCGCUCGCGAUGAUGCUCGCGGCCGGGACGGUCGACAUCGACAGCGGCCUCGCCGGAUUCUCGAACAAGGGCCUCCUCACCGUCGCGUGUCUCUUCGUCGUCGCCGCGGGGAUAUCGCACACGGGCGCGCUGGACUACUACAUGGGGCGACUGUUAGGCCACCCGAAAGACGCGGCGUCCGCGCAGAUUCGCCUCAUGGUUCCCAUCGCGUUCGUCUCCGCGUUUCUGAACAACACCCCGGUCGUCGCGAUCAUGAUUCCGAUAUUACAGAAGUGGGCGCACAAGAUCGGGGUGCACAAGGCGCAGCUCUUCAUCCCGCUGUCCUUCGCGUCCAUCCUCGGCGGGACGUGCACGCUGAUAGGCACGUCCACGAACCUCGUCGUGGAGGGGAUGAUGCGCGACCGGUACCCGGAGGAAGAGCCGAUGGGCCUCUUCGCGUUGAGCAUCUACGGCGUUCCCGUCGCGAUGUCCGGCAUGGCGUACAUUCUCAUCGCCGCGCCUCGAACGAAGCCGCGGCGGCGGCGUUGGAACGCGGACUUACGAGCGAUGACGGACUUCACGUGCCCGGUGCGCGUUCUCCCGGAGGGCGCAUUGGAUGGAAAAACGCUCAUGAACGCGGGGUUACGCGGCCUCGCCGGAUUAUUCCUCACCGCCGUGCAAGUCGCCGGGAGCGAGUCCGAGGCAAUGGCGGUCCCGGGGCCGGAGUACGUCCUCCAAGGCGGCGACGUCCUGUGGUUCGCGGGCGACGCCAACGGCGUGCAUCAGCUGUUCCGGAUCCCGGGCUUGGUCCCGCAGACGAAGCAGGUGGACAAGCUGAACAUCAACAAGACCGAUCGAAGGCUCGUCCAAGCCGUCAUCGCCGUGCGCUCGCCUCUCUGCGGACAAACCGUGAGAGACUCGCACUUCCGGACGUGCUACGACGCGGUCAUCAUCGCCGUGCAGCGAAGCGGAGGAAGGAUCCAAGCCAAGAUCGGCGACAUCGUCCUCUCCGCCGGGGACGUCUUGCUCCUCGACACCGGCGGAUCGUUCCUGCGGCUGUACAAGCACGACCCCGCGUUCGCGCUCGUGUCCGAGGUUGAAAACUCGUCCCCGCCGCAGUUCGAGAAGCUCCUCCCCGCGUGCCUCACCGCGGUCGUCAUGAUCGUCGUCUUCGUCGCGGGUCUGCUCGACCUCUUCGUCGCCGCGCUUCUCGCGUCCGGGGUCAUGCUCGCGACCGGGUGCCUGACCCAGAAGCAAGCCAGGGAGGCGGUGAAGUGGGACAUCAUCGUGACCAUCGCCGCCGCGUUUGGCAUCUCGGCGGCGAUGGAACAGUCGGGCGUCGCGAGCGCCAUCGCGGACACGCUCGUGGACGGCGGCAACGCGGCCGGGACCGGGAACGCGGGGAUCCUCGUCGCGAUCUACGCCGCGACGGUGUUCAUGUGCAACGUCGUCGGGAAUAACGCGGCGGCGGCGUUGAUGUAUCCCAUCGCCGCCGGCGCGGCGGAGCAACAGGGCAUCGAGAGGGAUCAGAUGUCGUUUCUGUUGAUGCUCGCCGCGAGCGCGUCGUUCAUGUCGCCGUUCGGGUACCAGACGAACUUGAUGGUGUACGGGCCGGGCGGGUACGUCUUCGCGGACUUCCUUCGGUUCGGAUCCCCCAUGCAAGUCGUGCAGAUGGUCGUGUCCGUGACCGUCGUGUUGCUCGGCGGUCUGUGGUGGACCGCGUGGGUCGGCGGGUUCGGGAUGAUUCUUUUGAUUUACGGCGGAAGAAGCGUCGCCGCGGCGCUCGAGGCUGCGCUGUGCGGCGGCGACGCGAGUAAGGAGAAGGACGAGGGAGAGGAAGACUACGGCGAUGGGGCGUUGAAGUCGGUGCCGGAGAGCGAAGCGUCCGCGGGACCUCUCGCCGGGGUCGUGUAGAAGUACCGAUCUAAUAACGAUACACUCGUCACCCGGGCU
Molecule: messenger RNA, 2034 nt
Organism: Micromonas pusilla CCMP1545
Lineage: Eukaryota; Viridiplantae; Chlorophyta; Mamiellophyceae; Mamiellales; Mamiellaceae
Product: divalent Anion:Na+ symporter family
Exons: 3
Coding region: 1-1995 (664 amino acids)
Biological process (GO): transmembrane transport; potassium ion transport
Cellular component (GO): plasma membrane
Molecular function (GO): monoatomic cation transmembrane transporter activity
Source: RefSeq, a predicted model, not a curated record